Messenger RNA from Erythranthe guttata (spotted monkey flower), 833 nucleotides. Its product is annotated as germin-like protein subfamily 1 member 18. NCBI's taxonomy places the organism in Eukaryota, Viridiplantae, Streptophyta, Magnoliopsida, Lamiales, Phrymaceae. The record is from RefSeq and is a predicted model, not a curated record. Gene Ontology annotation, molecular function: manganese ion binding.
UUAUGAAGAUGGCUCUUGUCUCCCUCGCAACAAUAUUUGCUAUUGCGUCUUUCGCUACAUUCGGAUAUGCAUCAGAUCCCAGCCCUCUCCAAGAUUUUUGUGUUGCUGUUAACGACACCGAGGCUUUUGUUUUUGUGAAUGGGAAGAUCUGCAAGAACCCUAAUAUGGUUGUGGCCGAAGAUUUCCUUUUUCGGGGAUUAAACAAGCCUGGAAACACCUCAAAUCCACUUGGAUCGAGAGUCACUCCUGUUACUGUCAACCAAUUACCUGGACUCAACACUUUGGGCAUUUCUGCUGUGCGUAUAGACUAUGCACCCAACGGUUUGAACCCACCGCAUACACACCCACGUGCCACCGAGAUUCUUAUUUUGUUAAAAGGCACUCUUUAUGUUGGAUUCGUCACUUCAAAUCCAGCUGACCCUGCCUUGAAAAACAAGCUCUUCGCAACGUAUUUGCACCCUGGGGACGUUUUCGUCUUUCCACAGGGUUUGAUUCAUUUCCAGUUUAAUGUUGGAAAGACCAAUGCUGUAGCAUUUGCUGGUCUGAGCAGCCAAAAUCCAGGUGUCAUUACUAUUGCUAAUGCAGUGUUUGGUUCGGAUCCUCCAAUUGACCCAGCUGUCCUGACAAAGGCGUUCCAGGUUGAGAAGGAUGUGAUUGAGUAUCUACAAGCGCAAUUCUGGUGGAACAUCGAUUAAACACAUAAGUCGAUUAUUGUAAGAAGUUGUUGAUAAUAUAUAUAUAUAUAUAUAUAUAUAUAUAUAUAUAUAUAUAUAUAUAUAUAUAUAUAUAUAUAUAUAUAUAUAUAUAUAUAUAUAUAUAUAUAUAUAUAUAUA